GGGGCGGGCCACACUCAAAUACGCAACUGAAGCAAACCUUGUAUGAACACUACUACUUCUGGUAUGUUGAAUUUAUAUGUUUACAUAACAUUACUAGUAAAACGUUAAUCGCUAAGUAAGGGACGUUUUUUGCCUAAUUUAAACCGUACGCAGUUGCUGUACGAAAUUGUUGCAUGCAUUGCAUCAUAAUAUGUUGGUGUCAGUAGCAAGCUUGGUUUGUGAGCUAACGUUAGCUUAGCUAUGUUAUGCUAGCAGUUUGCAAUUUAAUUACUUGUUUUUCUGAAGGUUUGGGGAGAUGGCGUUGUCAGCGAUAGAGCCAGGGCUAAGCCCGGGGACAUUACCGACAGAGGAGUCCGUAGUACCAGCUUCUAUAUUCGCACCGGACUGUGGGGAUGACCUUUCCGGGGGAGAGUGCUUCGAAGACGGCGAGAAUGCUAACGGCGAGUCCGAGGAUCAUUUAGACUUUACUAGCAAGGUAGGCCCUGCUCUCGACUCAGCAAAAGCUAGCUACAUGGCAUAUGCAUGCAUGGAUUUCAAUAUUACAUCCACUUUAACAAAUAUAUGUGUUGCAAUUUUUAUGAAAAUGACCAUUUUAUUAUAGCAUUUCAUUUGGUUGAAAUAUGACCGGACACGUAUCAUUUCAAGUGACCAAUAACCACCAAAACAUGCAAUGAUGAAUGAAUGACACGUAUGUAUGUGUCACUCUGUGUAGACACUACAGUUGGCAAAACAACCAAAGAUGAUUUGAACAGAUAACCUAUAUUUAUCUUGCCAAUGUAAUUUAUUUCAAAUAAAAAAGCCUGGAUUAAACUUCAAUAUAUUCAUAAUUGCAUGAUUUCAGUGAAUCAUCAUGCAUGUGCACUUUUACAACUUUGUCAGGCUUGCCAUAAGCUAGGCUACGCCAUUGUAACGUCAACAAACGACCCAGGCCUAACUUCCAGCUGCUUGCUUCAAUAUUUGCAUGCUGUCUGUCUGGCCGUUCUUACAUUGUUUUGUUAAUAUUAUACUGCCCUGUCCUCUACUGGACAUAAACUGUAAUUCCACUGUAAUGUUACAUCUAAUUUACAAAGUAAGAAAAAAGUUAUCAUAUAUGUUAUUGUGAACACAUUUGUCUUAAGUUUCUGUCAAUUUUGAGAACAACCAUAACACCAGUGAAUAAACCUAAAAUAUAUUGUUUCUCUUUCCUAGCUGACUCUGGUCAGCCCCACAGGAGAACAGUAUGACUCGUUACUACGGCAACUCCGAGAGAGGAUGGAUGAAGGAUGUGGGGAGACCAUUUAUGUUGUGGGAGUGGGCUCAGGUGAGAAGGGACAACCUACUUUCCUACCUUAUUUUCUGUCCAUAUACCUAAACCACACAACAGAACAUAGGGUGCUCACGUGCAUCAAAGCUGGGACUGAGAAAUCACUGGCCACUUUAAUAAUGUUUACAUAUCUUGCACUACUCAUCUCAUAUGUAUAUACUGUAUUCUAUUCUAUAAUAUUCUACUGUAUCUUAGUCCAUGCUGCUCUGUCAUUGCUUGUCCAUAUGUACAGUGAGGGAAAAAAGUAUUUGAUCCCUGCUGAUUUUGUACGUUUGCCCACUGACAAAGACAUGAUCAGUCUAUAAUUUUAAUGGUAGGUUUAUUUGAACAAUGAGAUACAGAAUAACAACAAAAAAAUCCAGAAAUACGCAUGUCAAAAAUGUUAUAAAUUGAUUUGCAUUUUAAUGAGGAAAAUAAGUAUUUGACCCCUCUGCAAAACAUGACUUCGUACUUGGUGGCAAAACCCUUGUUGGCAAUCACAGAGGUCAGACGUUUCUUGUAGUUGGCCACCAGGUUUGCACACAUCUCAGGAGGGAUUUUGUUCCACUCCUCUUUGCAGAUUUCCAAGUCAUUAAGGUUUCGAGGCUGACGUUUGGCAACUCAAACCUUCAGCCACUCCAGGACCUUAAUGUGCUUCUUCUUGAGCCACUCCUUUGUUGCCUUGGCCGUGUGUUUUGGGUCAUUGUCAUGCUGGAAUACCCAUCCACAACCCAUUUUCAAUGCCCUGGCUGAGGGAAGGAGGUUCUCACCCAAGAUUUGACGGUACAUGGCCCCGUCCAUCAUCCCUUUGAUGCAGUGAAGUUGUCCUGUCCCCUUAGCAGAAAAACACCCCCAAAGCAUAAUGUUUCCACCUCCAUGUUUAACGGUGUGGACGAUGUUCUUGGGGUCAUAGGCAGCAUUCCUCCUCCUCCAAACACGGCGAGUUGAGUUGAUGCCAAAGAGCUCUAUUUUGGUCUCAUAUGACCACAACACUUUCACCCAGUUCUCCUCUGAAUCAUUCAGAUGUUCAUUGGCAUACUUCAGACGGCCCUGUAUAUGCUUUCUUGAGCAGGGGGACCUUGCGGGCGCUGCAGGAUUUCAGUCCUUCACGGCGUAGUGUGUUACCAAUUGUUUUCUUGGUGACUAUGGUCCCAGCUGCCUUGAGAUCAUUGACAAGAUCCUCCCGUGUAGUUCUGGGCUGAUUCCUCACCGUUUUCAUGAUCAUUGCAACUCCACGAGGUGAGAUCUUGCAGUUAUUUUGUGUUUCUUCCAUUUGCGAAUAAUCGCACCAACUGUUGUCACCUUCUCACCAAGCUGCUUGGCGAUGGUCUUGUAGCCCAUUCCAGCCUUGUGUAGGUUUACAAUCUUGUCCCUGGCAUCCUUGGAGAGCUCUUUGGUCUUGGCCAUGGUGGAGAGUUUGGAAUCUGAUAGAUUGCUUCUGUGGACAGGUGUCUUUUAUACAGGUAACAAGCUGAGAUUAGGAGCACUCCCUUUAAGAGUGUGCUCCUAAUCUCAGCUCGUUACCUGUAUAAAAGACACCUGGGAGACAGAAAUCUUUCUGAUUGAGAGGGGGUCAAAUACUUAUUUCCCUCAUUAAAAUGCAAAUCAAUCAACAUUUUUUACAUGCAUUUUUCUGGAUUUUUGUUGUUGUUAUUCUGUCUCUCACUGUUCAAAUAAAUCUACGAUUAAAAUGAUAGACUGAUCAUUUCUUUGUCAGUGGGCAAACGUACAAAAUCAGCAGGGGAUCAAAUACUUUUUUCCCUCACUGUAUAUAUUCUUAAAUUCCAUUCCUUACUAGAUUUGUGUGUAUUGGGUAUAUGUUGUGAAAUUGUUAGAUAUUACUUGUUAGAUAUUACUGCAAUGUCAGAGCUAGAAGCACAAGCAUUUCGCUACACCCGCAAUAACAUCUGCUAAACACGUGUAUGUGACAAAUAACAUUUGAGUUGAUUUGUAAACAUCUCCAAUAAGAGCACAGAGUUCCCUUUUCUGUUGCAAAAUGUUUUGCUACGGUGACCCCCUACAGAACACAGCCCUGAUGUACCCUUAGCCUAGUCCCAGAUCAGUUGUGCUUUUUGUCAGUUGGUUAAACACAACCAGUCAGGCUAGUGUCAACCCCCUAAGCUGGGCACAGUGCGCAGGUUGACUAGGCUACUGAUAUUGCCUGGGGUUGUUUGGCAUGCAAAAUUACUUGUAGAUCAAUGACUGUCAACAGAGUUAGCCUACAUGCAGUUCAACACUGAAGGAGAGGGCGCAUCAGUUGUCACAAUAUGAGAGGUCUUUUCGGAAGGUAGACAGAAUAUAUUAUAAGCAACAACAACACAAACGAUUUUCUGACUGAUGCAUGCUACAUUUGGAUCAGUUUGGGGUCUGCGGAGCGAUGCACUUGUAUCUUAAACAUUUGAAUCGGGGACCGAUGCUUAUCGGUGAAUGUUACAUCCCUAGCUAGUGUUUUUCAGACUGAACUAACUUGUUUGUCUUGAUUUAACUAUUUUUAAUGGUCAGUUAGCAAGACGACAAGCCUCCACCUUCUCAGCUUCUGCUCCAAUGUUCCUAUAAUUUGCCCAAACAUAAAUUUGAACUGCUAUAGCUACAUUAACUGAUGUAAACUGUAAGUGCAUUCAAGUACACUUUAAGUAGGGCCUUACGUCUGGGUAAAGCCACAAGCAUGGGCAUUCUCAGAGUAAUGGGCAGGGUGGUUCAAGUAUGUGGCUUUCUCUCCCUCUUUCUAUCCCCACCCAUCACUCCUUACUUCCACCAUCUCUCUCCCACUUCUCCCUCUUUCUUCCUUCUUCUCUAUCUCUCUUACACUCCAACUCCCGUUUCUCUCUCAGACGGAGGUGACUAUGGUCUGGACGAGGGGGACAUGGAGGCGUCAGUGGCCACGGUUCAAUCCCUGUGUGAGCAGAUGGAGGCAGACCUGAUCCUGCUGAGAGAACGUAGCGACGCAGGGGGGAAAGUACGAGACUACCUCAUCCGCCGACGGGUCGGAGAGGAGGACUUCCUGGAAGUGAGGUGAGAGGGAGAGGAGAGAGAGAGGGGGAGGGAGGGAGAGAGAGAGCGGUACAUUUGUCACUCAGCCUUUAUUAUUAGGUCUUCUCAGAGGGAGAAGAAGUUGGGGUUUGCUUUCAGGAUCAAAGUGUGCUGCAACGUUUGGUGUUGCACAAAACAGCUCUCCGUGCUCUCUGUCCUCUAACUUCUCUCUCCCCUUCCCAUACAGGGUGGCGGUGGUGGGUAACGUGGAUGCCGGUAAGAGCACCUUGCUGGGGGUGUUGACCCACGGGGAGCUGGACAACGGCAGGGGGUUCGCCAGGCAGAAACUCUUCAGACACAAACACGAGAUGGAAAGUGGCAGGACCAGCAGUGUGGGGAAUGACAUCCUGGGCUUCGACCAGGAGGGACAGGUGCGAGAGAUGACUUAGCAGUGACUUGGGGUUGACUUAGGAGUCACUAAGGACAUUUAGGUUACACAGGGAUGACGUGUAACCUACCUCUCUCGGUCUCUGCUCCUAGGUGGUGAAUAAGCCAGACAAUCACGGGGGCAGUCUGGACUGGACUAAGAUCUGUGAGAGGUCCUCUAAGGUCAUCACCUUUAUAGACCUGGCCGGCCACGAGAAGUACCUCAAAACCACUGUGUUUGGAAUGACCGGACACCUACCAGACUUCUGUAUGCUCAUGGUGAGAGACGGGGAUGGUGUGUUUGUGUUUUUGUUCACACACGGUCAGUUGCUUAUCACCACAGACAUUUACUGUGUCAGUCCUUUGCUAAUCCUUUUUCUCUCUCUCCUCUCGCUCUCCUUCUCUCGCUCUCCUUCUCUCUCGCUCUCUCUCUCUCGCUCUCUCUCUCUCUUCUCGCUCAUCAAUCUCUUCUUCUCGGCUCUCGCUCUCUCUCGCUCUCCUCCUCACUCUCUUGCUCGCUAAUCCUUUUCUCUCUCAUCUCUUCUGCUCUCCUUCUCUCGCUCUCCUUCGCUCUCGCUCUCUCGUCUCCUCGCUUCUCUCUCUCUCUCACAUACUCUCGCUCUCUCUCUCCCUACAUAUCAUCUCUUCUCUCGCUCUCGUCUCUCUCCUCUCUCGCUCUCCUCCUCACUCUCUUGCUCUCGCUCUCCUUCUCUCUCUCUCUCUUCUCUCUCUAUCUAGGUGGGCAGUAAUGCAGGUAUUGUAGGGAUGACUAAGGAGCAUCUAGGUCUGGCUCUAGCCCUGAACGUACCAGUCUUUGUAGUGGUCACCAAGAUAGACAUGUGUCCAGCCAACAUCCUAGCAGGUGAGAGAUGGACUGUGGAACAUGGCCCUGUUCAAAUAAUAAAAAUAUGGUAAUCAUAGUGAAAAUGUACAUUUUUCAACAGAAAUUUGUUUUUUAAUGGUAAAAAUCCAGGUAGUUCCUCCCGUUACAGUCCGUUUGGUGCCUAAUGAAUAUGACCCUGCCAUGUAUACCUGGUGUGUGUGUGUGUGUGUGUAUUCCAGAGACUCUGCAUCUGUUACAGAGGUUACUGAAGUCCCCAGGAUGUAGAAAGAUCCCUGUACUGGUUCAAAACAAAGAUGAUGUCAUUGUCACUGCAUCCAACUUCAGCUCAGAGAGGUAAAUACCAGUGAAGUAACACAGUUUCCAUGUGGUGGUUUUGGUCAUUUACCUGAUUCAUCUGAGCAGUUUACCACCUUGUGUGUAAGAUGGCGCCGACAGGCAUGGCAGCUCUGCUUCUAGCUCCUUAGCAACUUUACAGUGUUUUUUUUUUUAAUGUGUUAUUUCUUACAUUAUUGGCCCAGAUUUUUUUUGGGUGUUAUUACAGACAGGGGAAAUAACUUUUGGAUAUCAGAGCGGCGGUAACUCACCAGCAUUCCGACCAGAAAUACGACUUUCCCAAAUUGCAUCCUUUGUUCGUAACCCCCAAGGCAAUUUACCUUUAUCCCAGAGACUGCUCCAAAACGCCGCCGGUGGAGAAGAGGUAUUUGGAGUGGACUUCUAGUCCGUCUCAGGAGGUGUGCACACCAUCCACCGCUUCCGAGUAUAUUACUCGCUAAUAUCCAGUCCCUGGACAAUAAAGUAGAUGAGCUCAGGGCGAGGAUCUCCUUCCAGAGAGACAUCAGGGACUGUAACAUACUGUGUUUCAUGGAAUCAUGGCUCUCUCCGGAUAUACAGCCCCCGUCCAUACAGCCAGCUGGGAUCUCAGUACAUCGCGCAGACAGGAAUAAGGAACUCUCUGGGAAGAAGAAAGGCGAAGGUGUAUGUUUCAUGAUUUAAGCUACUUAUGGUGGGAUUGUGGUAACGUACAGGAACUCAAGUCCUUUUGUUCACCCGACCUAGAUAACCUCCCAAUCAAAUGCCGACCGUAUUACCUCCCAAGAGAAUUCUCUUUGGUUAUAGUCACAGCCAUGUAUAUUCCCCCUCAAGCCGAUACCACGACGGCCCUCAAGGAACUACACUGGAGUUUGUGUAAACUGGAAACCACAUAUCCUGAGGCCGCAUUUAUUGUAGCUGGGGACUUUAACAAAGCACAUUUCAGGAAUAUGCUGUUGAAGUUCUAUCAACACAUUGCCUGUAGUACUCGCACGUCAAGAACUCUCAACCACUGGUACUCUCCCUUCCGGGAUGGCUACAAGACCCUCCCCUGCCCUCCCUUCGGCAAAUCAGAUCACGACUCUAUUCUGCUCCUCCCUUCCUAUAGGCAGAAACUCAAACAGGAAGUAUCCCGUGCUAAGGUUUAUUCAACGCUGGUCUGACCAAUCGGAAUCCAUGCUUCAAGAUUGUUUUGAUCACGCCGACUGGGAUAUGUUCCGGGUUGCCUCCUGAGAAUAACAUUGACGUAUACACUGACAUGGUGACUGAGUUCAUCAGGAAGUAUAUAGGGGAUGUUGUUCCCACUGUGACUAUUAAAACCUACCCAAACUAAAAACCUUGGAUAGAUGGCAGCAUUUGCGCAAAACUGAAAGCGCGAACCACCGCAUUUAACCAUGGCAAGGUGACUGGGUAUAUGUUUGAAUGCAAACAGUGCAGCUAUGCCCUCCGUAAGGCAAUCAAACAGGCAAAACGUCAGUACAGAGACCGUGGAGUCGCAAUUCAACAGCUCAGACACGAGGCGUAUGUGGCAGGGACUCCAGACAAUCACGGAUUACAAAGGGAAAACCAGCCAUGUCGCGUACACUGACAUCUUGCUCCCGGACAAGUUGAACACCUGCUUCACCCGCUUUGAGAAUAACACAGUGCCAGUGACGCGGCCCGCUCCCGAGGUCUGUGGGCUUUCGUUCUCUGUGGCCAACGUGAGUAAGACAUUGUGUUAACCCUCGCAAGGCUGCUGGCCCGGACGGCAUCACUAGCCGCGACAUAUUCAAUCUCUCCCUAUCCCAGUCUGCUGUCCCCACUUGCUUCAAGAUGUCCAACAUUGUUCCUGUACCCAAAAAAGCAAAGGUAACUGAACUAAAUGACUAUCGCCCCGUAGCACUCACUUCUAUCAUCAUGAAGUGCUUUGAGAGGCUAGUUAAGUAUCAUAUCACCUCCACCUUACCUGACACCCAAGACCCACUUCAAUUUGCAUACCGUCCCAAUAUUUCCACAGACGAUGCAAUCGCCAUCGCACUGCACACUGCCCUAUCCCAUCUGGACAAGAGGAAUCCCUAUUUAAGAAUGCUGUUCAUUGACUACAGCUCAGCCUUCAACACAAUACUUUUACAUUUACGUCAUUUAGCAGACGCUCUUAUCCAGAGCGACUUACAAAUGACCCCUCUGCAAAACAUGACUUAGUACUUGGUGGCAAAACCCUUGUUGGCAAUCACAGAGGUCAGACAUUUCUUGUAGUUGGCCACCAGGUUUGCACACAUCUCAGGAGGGAUUUUGUCCCACUCCUCUUUGCAGAUCUUCUCCAAGUCAUUAAGGUUUCGAGCCUGACGUUUGGCAACUCUAACCUUCAGCUCCCUCCACAGAUUUUCUAUGGGAUUAAGGUCUGGAGACUGGCUAGGCCACUCCAGGACCUUAAUGUGUGUCUUCUUGAGCCACUCCUUUGUUGCCUUGGCCAUGUGUUUUGGGUCAUUGUCAUGCUGGAAUACCCAUCCACAACCCAUUUUCAAUGCCCUGGCCGAGGGAAGGAGGUUCUCACCCAAGAUUUGACGGUACAUGGCCCCGUCCAUCGUCCCUUUGAUGCAGUGAAGUUGUCCUGUCCCCUUAGCAGAAAAACACCCUCAAAGCAUAAUGUUUCCACCUCCAUGUUUGACGGUGGGGAUGGUGUUCUUGGGGUCAUAGGCAGCAUUCCUCCUCCUCCAAACACGGUGAGUUGAGUUGAAGCCAAAGAGCUCUAUUUUGGUCUCCUCUGACCACAACACUUUCACCCAGUUCUCCUCUGAAUCAUUCAGAUGUUCAUUGGCAAACUUCAGACGGCCCUGUAUAUGUGCUUUCUUGAGCAGGGGGACCUUGCGGAUGCUGCAGGAUUUCAGUCCUUCACGGCGUAGUGUGUUACCAAUUGGUUUCUUGGUGACUAUGGUCCUAGCUGCCUUGAGAUCAUUGACAAGAUCCUCCCGUGUAGUUCUGGGCUGAUUCCUCACCGUUUUCAUGAUCAUUGCAACUCCACGAGGUGUGAUCUUGAUCAUUUGCGUAUAAUCGCACCAACUAUUAUAAUAAUAAUAAUAAUAAUAAUAAUAAUAUGGAAUUUAGCAGACGCUUUUAUCCAAAGCGACUUUUUAGGUAUGUCACCUUCUCACCAAGCUGCUUGGCGAUGGUCUUGUAGCCCAUUCCAGCCUUGUGUAGGUCUACAAUCUUGUCCCUGACAUCCUUGGAGAGCUCUUUGGUCUUGGCCAUGGUGGAGAGUUUGGAAUCUGAUUGAUUGCUUCUGUGGACAGGUGUCUUUUAUACAGGUAACAAGCUGAGAUUAGGAGCACUCCCUUUAAGAGUGUGCUCCUAAUCUCAGCUCGUUACCAGUAUAAAAGACACCUGGGAGCUAGAAAUCUUUCUGAUUUAAAUGAUAGACUGAUAAUUUCUUUGUCAGUGGGCAAACGUACAAAAUCAGCAGGGGAUCAAAUACUUUUUUCCCUCACUGUAGACAUGGAAUCACUGGUCACUUUGAUGUUUACAUACAGUUUUAACCACUUCAUAUGUGUAUAUACUGUAUUCUAGUCAAUGCCACUCCGACAUUGCUCAUCCUAAUAUUAAUAUAUUUCUUAAUUCCAUCCUUUUUACUUUGAGAUUUGUGUGUAUUGUUGUGAAAUGUUAGAUAUUACUGCACUGUUGGAGCUAGUAACGCAAGCAUUUCGCUACACCCACAAUAACAUCUGCUAAAUGUGUGUGUGACCAAUACGAUUUGAUUUAUGGGUAACUUUGUUUGUCGCCUUAAUCCUCUAUUAUUUUCCUCCUCUCCUCUCUGUUCCCUCCUCUCCUCCUCCCCUCUCUGUUCCCCCCUCUCUCCUCCUCCCUCUCUGUUCCCCCUCCUCUCCUCCUCCCCUCUCUGUUCCCCCUCCUCUCCUCCUCCUCUCUGUUCCCCCUCCUCUCCUCCUCCCCUCUCUGUUCCCCCUCCUCUCCUCCUCCCCUCUCUGUUCCCCCUCCUCUCCUCCUCCCCUUUCUCUCUGUGUCUCUCCCUAGGAUGUGUCCAAUCUUCCAGGUCUCCAAUGUAACAGGAGAGAACAUGGACCUUCUGAAGAUGUUCCUCAACCUGCUGUCUUCUAAAACCUCCUAUAGAGAAGAUGAGCCUGCCGAGUUCCAGAUCGAUGACACCUACUCAGUACCGGUUAGUACACAGACACAACACACACAACCAUCAACACACACACACACACUCUAAUCAUUGUAGUUUUGAAUGAAGUGUAAAACAACCUGUGUUGUAUUGAUGUGUCCUACCUCUUCUCAGGGUGUGGGAACGGUAGUGUCAGGUACUACGUUACGUGGAUUGAUACGACUGAAUGACACGCUGCUGCUCGGCCCAGACCCCCUGGGCAGUUUCCUCUCCAUCGCUGUCAAAUCUAUCCACCGCAAGAGGAUGCCUGUCAAAGAGGUCCGGGGGGGACAGACCGCCUCCUUCGCGCUCAAAAAGGUGUGUUUUUUUUACACUGCUGAUUGUAAGGCUACGACCGCACAGAGUAACAUUAACAUGAAUGAAAUCAUACAUGCAUUCAUCAGUUGUCUGUUUUUGUGCAUCAAAAGUUAAACUCAAGUCAGCAAUUUUCAAAUGAGUUGCAUAUGCAAAAAGAUGAACAUGUUUUUUAAAUAUUUUUAUGUAUUCUCUCCGUUGACUGUAAUCCAUCAAUGGAUGACUCCCAUUGAAAAAACAUUGCCUCAAUCAGUACAUUUCUGACACAAUCUCUGUCAGGCUGCGGCCUAUGUCCUAACAUUUCUCUCCCUCUUCCUCUGUCUUCCCUUCACCACUCUUCCCCUCCCUCCUUCUCUCUCUUCCAGAUCAAGCGUUCCUCCAUCAGGAAGGGGAUGGUAAUGAUCUCUCCCAGACUAACACCUCAGGCUACCUGGGAGUUCAUGGCUGAGAUACUGGUCCUGCACCACCCCACCACCAUAUCACCACGUUACCAGGCUAUGGGUGAGCGGCUUUCAAACGUCUGGGUGUGUUCAUGGUUGCUUGUAUACUGUGUCGAUGCUCAAUUUCAAAAUGUUUCAACCAUGUUCAUAUUAGGUUUUUGUCCCUCCUACAAUCACACAUAAAUGAGGCUAUGGGACACGUCCACAGUCGCUAUGCCACUGGUAUGUAAAUCGUUGUUUUUCGAACUUUCUCUCCCUCAGUGCACUGUGGCAGCAUCAGACAGACCGCCACCAUUCUGACCAUGAACAGAGACUGUCUACGUACCGGGGACAAGGCCUCAGUCCACUUCAGAUUCAUCAAGACCCCUGAGUACCUCCACACAGACCAGAGACUGGUGUUCAGAGAGGGACGCACCAAGGCUGUGGGCACCAUCACCAAGGUAUGGGGUUAUAACUAGUUAUGAAGGGUUAUAAGGGGUUAUGAUUGGUCAUAGGUUUAUAAAAUGUCAUUGAGGAUGGAGCAUUAAACCCCCUUAGAGAAACAUUUCACAAUGUUGCAAAUUACAAUAACUCAUAGUCUUUUCACUAGCUUUGCCGUGUUUGGUCAAGUGUUCUAAUGGGUUAUGAAGGGCUUAUCCAUUUUUCUAAAGGGUCCCAGACUACCUCCUAACUAACUCUACCUGUACAUGUCUCUCCUCUCCAGCUGCUCCAGUCAGCCACCAAGGCCCAGCAGGCCAAGAUGCAGUCCACUAAGAAGGGCACCACGUCAGCCAAUGAGGAGGGAGGAUCCACUCUGCGUCCCGACAGCCCCAACACAGGACAGCUACCGGUGAGCUACCGGGAGGGAGGGAGGGGCUUAGGCUGAACUCCUGGAGGAGGGAGGGGCUUAGGCUGAUCACCUGGAGGAGGGAGGGGACUACCCUGCGUUCAUAAAAAAGUGGGAAGGUGGCAAUUACCACAUACGACUGGGAAAAAUCCACAUGAUCCAACUGGUAAUUACUAGUGGGAAACUCGUCUAUCAUCCCUGAGCUCUGACUUCUCCCAGAGGCUCAUCUCUGAUGUCACCUACUAAGGAAAUAACCUUGAUAACAGCAUUUUCGGCAGUUAAAUGCAACAACAAAACAUUAUUUAUAAAACCAAUCUAUUAAUGUGGUUUUUGAACACUAUAAUUGGUUUACAAGCAUGAUAGCUUUACUUUUCAAAUCAAAUUUUAUUGGCCACAUGCGCCGAAUACAACAGGUGCAGACAUUACAGUGAAAUGCUUACUUACAGCCCUUAACCAACAGUGCAUUUAUUUUUUUAUUUAAAAAAUGUAAAAUAAAACAACAAAAAAGUGUUGAGGAAAAAAGAGCAGAAGUAAAAUAAAAUAACAGUAGGGAGGCUAUAUAAAUACAGGGGGGUACCGGUACAGAGUCAAUGUGCGGGGGCACCGGCUAGUUGAGGUAGUUGAAGUAAUAUGUACAUGUGGGUAGAGUUAAAGUGACUACGCAUAAAUAAUUAACAGAGUAGCAGCAGCGUAUUAUUUUGUUAGCAAUUAGCCAAUCAUCUUUUCUCAACGCGUUCAAAGCGUGUGAAUGCAUCCAACUGGGAUGUACGACUUCACAACUGGUAAUGAACUCCUUCCCACUUGGUUAUGAACGCAGCAUUAGACAUGAGGAGGGAGGGAAUUAGAUAGAGGGAGGGUCUUGGACAGAACGUACAGAGAUGUAAUGAGUAGAGCUGACAUGAUUCCCAGUUCUGCAUGACAGACAAUCAUAUCUGUUCUACGCAAUAUAUUUCUAGAGAAGGGAGGGGGUUAGAGAGAACAUCCUGGGGUAAGAGGUAAAAUAAUGACUUGCUAGAGGAGUAGGAGGUAAGUUAAACUCUCUGCCUAGCUGCAUUUAAUGUCUUUAGUGUUGAGUGAAUGGUGUGUGUGUGUGUGUGUGUGUGUGUGUGUCGUACCAGCAGCUUUCUUCUCUUUUCCAAUCUGCUGGCUAAUCUCUCUCUUCCGCUGCCCCUCCAUCAUCCCGUUUCACUCCAUUUUUAUCCCUCGCUUUUAUGGUUGUUCAUCACCUUGUCUUUUCACAAUCCCCCUCUCCUCUUUUCAAAAUGUCCUGCCUUUCCUUGACCCUCUCACACUCGUCCGCCAAUGUCCCUCUCUUCCUCUCUCGAUUUCAUUCCACUUACAUAUUCUUUCCUCCUCAUCAUCCCUCUUUCGGUCACUCCUCUCCUCCAUUAUCGUCGGACCCCGUCACUCGUUCCUUUCAUCCCCACCUCCGUCCAUUAAACAUGUCUCCUCCUCCCUAACACUCCCCCCACCGUCACUCUUUCGUUACCCUUCUCGUUCACACUCGCUCUCCCUCCGUCCGUCUUGUGGGCUGUCUGCGUCAGACAGUGGGGGAGGAGGAGACGCUAUGUAAAGACGGCAACAAAGAGAACCAGGUAAACAGUAUGAGGGAGAAAGAGAAACACCAGUGUCAUUUGUCCUGACCAAGUACUGCAAAGACCUUCAUUUAUCCCAACACUAAAGAGUGUUUUCCUGUACAGGCCUGAACUUACUUUGAGUUCUAAAAGUACUAAAAAUGUUAUUUACUUUUUUUUGUAGCCGUUUAGGCCUGCGCUAAUGUCGUGAACAAAAAAAACUAGCUAAAUUGAAUUUUCUAUGAGAAUUUGUCUGUUUUCACAUUCCAAAGUCAAAUAUUCCCUAAAAGUUCGAGGUAGUCAGAAACUGUGUGCCUAGCUUAGCGUUCAGUCAUGUUUGUUCUGUUUUGAUUCUUCUCUUCCAGCCCAAGUCAGGAGGUGGAGGCAGGAGGAGAGGGGGUCAGAGACACAGAGGAAAAGCCCUGAACAGCACAGCAUCACCAACAUCAUCACAACAACACACCCCAGCCGCAGCAGGAGUGGGCACCACUGUCUAACCCCCCCACCAGCUCCUCUUCUCUCUCUUCUCUGCUCCUCCUCUACAUCCUCUCUGCUAUCCUCCUUUUCCUGGUCCCUUUUCUAAUCAUUCUUGUUCCAAUUGGGUGGAAAGGCAUUAAUGUAGCAAAGGAAAGUAAGAAGAGAUGUGAAACAUGCAUUAAUCUUAAAUGAUACAGUAUAACAUGUCCAUCCUAGUUAGAUCACCAUUCUAGAAUAGUUCUAGAACAAUAGUUCUAGAAUGUCUCAAUAUGGCUUCUAUGGCAACUAACAACCAACCGACUGAACCGGCUCCUGGAAUAUAGCAGAAAGAAACAAGGUUUAUUCAAUCUAACAGAAUCUAACAGACAUGGUGUAGUAGUAGAAACAAACAAGGUUUAGUUUUAUUACAGACCGAUUCGUUAUUAGAUUCAUCAUUAUUUAGACAGGAAAGAAAUGGUGUAGUUCAGUCACAGAGGAGAUCUAACCUAUGUCUUAAGGGUUUGUCAUCCAGUCUAAUAACAACUGACUCAAGAUUCAAUCUAACAGACAAUAAAUGGUGUAGUUCACAAGGUUUAGAUGAAAUCUACCAGACCAGACCUGGCAUAGUAGGAAUCAUAAGGUUUAGAUGUGUUAUUAGAUUCAGCAUUAUUUAGACAGGAAAGGAAUAGUGUACUCCACAAGGUUUCGACUCAGUCUAACAGAACAGGAUAAGCGUGGUUCAUACACGAGAUAGGCCUACCUAACCAACCCCAAGCACAAUGUUCACUAGACUGCCAUCUGACUAUACAUAAAACAGAGGUUCCCAAACAUUUGGAUCAGGACACUCACUGUAGGUCAUGGUUUGUUUGAUUUGGCCCUGGCUUUAUUUUAAUACGAAAAACUACAAUUUUGGGGUAAUUUGGGCAUUGAAAAGCUGGUAUAGAGAAACAAUCAUUUAAAUAUGUGUGCCUUUUUUAUGUUUGCCCAAAAAAAAGCGUUAUUGGGAAUGGCAAUAGUGGAAACUAAUAUAAAAGCUUUAUAGUUUAAAUAGUGGAUUUUGGUCUUGGAGAAAUUUAAACGAGCUACAAUGUUCAAAUGGAUGCAAAGUUCGUUCAAAGUUAUUUUGCAGUAAAAACGUUGACGUGUACUGAAAAGCACAGACAGCACAUCUGUUCUAUAAUUAAUUUCAAUAGAAUUGGGAAUCGUUGCUCAGCUACCCUUGUAGCACGUUCUGUGUUGGAUUAUUUAUUUGGCUUUCAUAGAUGAAAGGGUUUGGAAAACCAAAGAAAGCGAAUACGGCUUAAAAGUAUUUCAGGAGGAUUUAGAAGUUUUCCAUGUUAUCCUCAAUACCCUCUCAAGGACAUUGAGCCCAAAAACGCAGGCGGAAUAAUAGUUUUAAGAUGUGUUGUUUUAUUCAGUCUCUAGUCAUGCACACCUUCUAUGAAAUGAUUUGUGUGAGAGGAACUAGGGGUUUUGGGAUUUAGGAUUUAGCUUUGUCCAUUUUUGUGGACAUGUUUCAAAUUGUAAUUUCUUUUUUCUAAGCUUUGAUAUGGUUUUAUCAGGUGGUGUGAGCGUUUUUAUUUUGGGUUUGUAUUGGGACGGGUCUCGGUGGUGGAAGGAUUGCAUUGGUUGUUACCACCAGGUAGAAGUUUAACCUUUAGUACAGAUCUAGGAUCGGUUUAUCCAACCCCAGAUCUUAUCCUGAAGCAUUAGAGGGGGAAACAACUGACCUUAGAUCAGGUUUAAAGGUAACUUAAUUUUAUUUCUUAUCUUUUUUUUAUGAGCUAAUGUUAGUGACUGAUUUUAUUUUUGAAGGGACCGAGCGACACAUUUUAUGUGUGUGCAUCGUAUGUACAAAAAGGAAAGUUGUGCCGAAAGAAAAAGAAAGCCAUUUAACUUAAAACAGUGGUGCCAGUUUGUGUUGUAAAUCCUUUUAAAUAAAGAUGUUUCAGAGUAUCAACA
Messenger RNA from Coregonus sp. 'balchen', 15539 nucleotides. The record is from the annotation of a GenBank genome assembly. NCBI's taxonomy places the organism in Eukaryota, Metazoa, Chordata, Actinopteri, Salmoniformes, Salmonidae.